AUGUUUCCCCGAUUGUUGUUCUUCUGUACAUUUUCAAUGCUCAUAUGUAAUUUUGAGAGGAAGCCCACCGUGGAUGCAGAGGAGGCUCAGAGGAUGACAACCCUGCUGUCUGCCAUGUCUGAGGAGCAGCUGUCCCGCUACGAAGUGUGUCGCCGGUCAGCUUUCCCGAGAGCACGCAUUGCGGGUCUGAUGCGGGCUAUCACUGGCAGUUCGGUGUCUGAGAACGCGGCCAUUGCCAUGGCUGGAAUAGCCAAGGUCUUUGUCGGAGAGGUGGUGGAAGAGGCCCUGGACGUGUGUGAGAUGUGGGGAGAGACGCCCCCGCUGCAGCCCAAGCAUUUAAGGGAGGCCGUUCGCAGGUUAAAGCCCAGGGGCCUCUUCCCCAACAGCAACUGCAAAAGAAUCAUGUUCUAGGCCCGAGGCCAGAGGGCAGGGUCUGUUUGUGCAGGAAGAAGUACCGCGUUCAUCUUCCAAUGACAGGAGUGUGUGUGCUGGAGCUCCUGCA
Molecule: messenger RNA, 502 nt
Organism: Pan troglodytes (chimpanzee)
Lineage: Eukaryota; Metazoa; Chordata; Mammalia; Primates; Hominidae
Product: TATA-box-binding protein-associated factor 11-like protein 5
Exons: 2
Coding region: 1-411 (136 amino acids)
Biological process (GO): transcription initiation at RNA polymerase II promoter; RNA polymerase II preinitiation complex assembly
Cellular component (GO): nucleus; transcription factor TFIID complex
Molecular function (GO): protein heterodimerization activity; RNA polymerase II general transcription initiation factor activity
Source: RefSeq, a predicted model, not a curated record